Papilio polytes (common Mormon) is the source of this 1356-nucleotide messenger RNA. RefSeq lists its product as uncharacterized. Gene Ontology annotation, molecular function: ATPase inhibitor activity. Gene Ontology annotation, biological process: negative regulation of ATP-dependent activity. Lineage: Eukaryota; Metazoa; Arthropoda; Insecta; Lepidoptera; Papilionidae. The record is from RefSeq and is a predicted model, not a curated record. The coding region runs from base 83 to 1189 and encodes 368 amino acids. Gene Ontology annotation, cellular component: mitochondrion. The transcript is spliced from 5 exons.
AAUAAUUUUGGACGUCGAGUGCAUCGUUUGCAACAAAUCGUUGCAAAAGAUUAAUCACGUACCUCCUGUUGUGCCGGUGAAAAUGAGAAAAAUCACCAGUCGUCGGUCGCGAACACCAAAUUGGUCGCUCGAGGAAAAACAAUACCUACUAGAGUUAAUUAAGGAACGUAAGGAGGUGAUUGUUACUAAACCUAACAAUGGCCCUAACCAAUCUGAAGAAAAAGACGCGGCCUGGAAUGAAAUAUUGAGCGAGUUAGCUGCUAAAUUUGGCAGCAAGUUUUCAGAAAGUUCAAUCAAAAAAGUUAAAACUCAAUGGCAAAAUAUGAAACGAAUAGCACGUGAAGAAAUAUCGCAAAGCGGAUCAGAUGUGCAAAAGUAUACGCGACAAUCUCAGGAGGUGUGCAGCAUUCUUGAAUUCUUGAAAGACGACUCUAUAAAAAGGGACGACGAAAGUGUUCAUGGAACGCUUAGUGCGAAUAUUGAGGUUAAGGCAGAAAGUGUAGAUGAAGAUAUGCUACAGUCCUGUGACGUUGAAGAUAAUAGCAUGGAGUACGAUUCUAACCAAGAAAACUUGACUAACCAUAAUACGUUUGAGUCUUCGGAAUCGUCAUCUCCAGAACAACCAGUACAAAUGUCAGAAAUUACAGAACAAGAAAAUAAUGAAGGAAACGAAGAAAACAGUAAUAAUACGAUGAGAAAUGUUUGUGCUAUGACCGAUAUGUCCUUUAAGCCUGGAUUAAACAUCAAUCCAUUUCACGCAGAAUUUCGAGAUUUUUUCAAUUAUUCCGCGGUGGAAAAGCAAUUAAAACUCGAGACGCUAAAGGAAGAAAGACAAGUAGCUAGAGCAAUGAGAGAAGCUGCGGAAUUGAAUAAAAUCAUUGCAGAGCAAAAACUUAAGCAUGUUUUGUGGGUGAAAAAUGUUGAAAUGGGAAUGUAUUCUGGUGAGCCUGGUUCUGGAGCUGGUAAGGGAGGCGGCACUGGUGGCGCCAUCCGUGAUGCUGGUGGCUCCUUCGGAAAAAUGCAGGCUGCUAGAGAGGAUGAAUACUUUUACAAGAAGCAAAAGGAGCAGUUGUCGAAUAUGAAGCAGGUAUUCAGUCAAGAGAUUGCCUUCCAUCAAGAACAGAUCAAGCGCCAUGAGGAUGCUAUCCGACGUCAGAAGGAGCAGAUGGCAAAGAUGGAGGAGAAGUAAACAUUAAUCAGCUGUUAAAGGGUUAACAUCAAUAUUGCUUUGAAAGAUCACUUAUGAUACAAUGUAGUUAAAAGAGUUAAGAUUUUAAUGUGAAAAUUGUUUGCUUUUAUUUACUUUAGUUUAUGUUGAGGUUUGAGCAAGAAAUAUAUUUCUAAAUGCUGGUUUUA